AUGCCAGGCGGAUCGGUGGAGUGUCGUUUGGACAACGCAAGUGACCUGGUCUCUGUUCUUGCGGCCUUGACGUUGCGCGAGAAGGACCAGAAGAACCAAAGCGUCGUGUGUGUGGCAAGUGGAAAUGGUUUGAAAUUCACUGCUCAGAGCAGUGGCAAGGACGUGGCCGUGCUCGGAUGGAUCUUCAAAGAUGCUUUUGCGGAGUACAGUUUCCAUUCAUCCAACGACGAGGAUUUGGUUUUGAAGCUUCCCGUUGCACCUUUAUUGAGUUGCCUGACAAUAUUCACAGAAAGAGCAGCGUUGAUGCUCAGGUAUCCGGAGGGUGCUCAUGAGCUUCAAUUUUCACUGGAGGAAGAUGGGGCAUUCACCGAGUGUCGCUUGAAGACCCUAGUCAUUGACGAGGUACCAGAGGCUGCACCGGCUUUCCUGGCUCCCGGCGAGAGGCCGAGCAGCUUCCGAGCCAAGCAGGCCGAGGUGUGGUGUGCAGCUCUCAGCGAGUUUCAGGAGCUGGAUGCGCCGGAUGUCGUAAUGAAGGUGACGUUUCGUGCGCCCGCAGAAUCGCCCGAAGCUCCUGCGGUCAUACUAAAGGCCAACACCAUUGGCAGCGAUGCCGAGGUGGAGUUGGCGCACAGCAGUUUGGAAGAGAUCGAAUUGGCAGAACAAGCUGCGACAGCCGGAGAAAUCACCCACAGUUAUCUACUGAGCAGCGUCCUCGCUGGCUGCCUGAAAGCUGCGAAGGAAUCCAGAGCAGUGAAGGUCCGCUUCAACCAGCACGGUGUCAUGAGCAACCAGUUCAUUCUCCGCAGCCGUGGCAGACAGCUCCUAUGCGAGGCUUUGGUGUGUCCUACUGCCGAGCAGGUGCUGAACGGACCGGGCCUUCCUGCGCACCACCAGUCUCAAAGUAUUCCUGCGAGCGAGUCUAUGGGGUACUGA
Molecule: messenger RNA, 933 nt
Organism: Symbiodinium sp. CCMP2592
Lineage: Eukaryota; Dinophyceae; Suessiales; Symbiodiniaceae
Source: the annotation of a GenBank genome assembly